Molecule: messenger RNA, 1737 nt
Organism: Cicer arietinum (chickpea)
Lineage: Eukaryota; Viridiplantae; Streptophyta; Magnoliopsida; Fabales; Fabaceae
Product: tocopherol cyclase, chloroplastic
Molecular function (GO): tocopherol cyclase activity
Source: RefSeq, a predicted model, not a curated record
ACGUAGGUAACAUGUAACACUACGAAUUAGCUGAGUAAGCUUAACAUGUCAUGUGGUUUGAAGUCGCAAACAGUCACAUCGUGUUCUUCUUCUUCUUCUACACCACGCACGCAUCACUGAGAAAAAUUAUCAUCAUCCAUGGAAACCAAACUGUUUGAUCCGUUUCUUCACUUUCCCUCCGUCUCUUCAUCCACCUCAAUUUCCACACUCACAUUCUUCUCCCCCCUUCCUCUUCGUCGCUACCCUUCUCUCAAAUUACUCGCUCACAAUUCCCUCUCUUCACAUACCGAUCCAAUUCAACAUAACCAACCAUCUCAAUCUUACUCUCCUACACCUCCCAAUCGACAACUUCGCACCCCUCAUAGCGGAUAUCACUUUGAUGGAACUGCUCGGAAAUUCUUUGAGGGUUGGUACUUCAAAGUUUCCAUUCCGGAAAGGAGACAGAGCUUUUGCUUUAUGUAUUCAGUUGAGAAUCCUGCGUUUCGCAAACAAUUGACGCCUUUCGAAUUGGCCCAAUAUGGGCCCAGGUUUACUGGUGUUGGGGCCCAAAUUCUUGGUGCUGAUGACAAAUACAUUUGCCAAUACACUCCUGAAUCACACAACUUCUGGGGAAGUAGGCAUGAACUGAUGUUGGGUAACACUUUUGCGGCCAAACAAAAUUCGAUACCUCCAAACAAGGAAGUUACUCCUCAGGAAUUUAAUGAUAGAGUGCUGGAAGGUUUUCAAGUGACUCCCCUUUGGAAUCAAGGAUCCAUUUGCGAUGAUGGAAGGUCGAAUUAUGUAAAAACAGUAAAGACGGCUCGCUGGGAGUACAGUACACGUCCUGUAUAUGGUUGGGGUGAUGUUGGGUCCACACAGAAGUCAACUGCUGGUUGGCUUGCAGCUUUUCCUGUUUUUGAACCACAUUGGCAAAUAUGCAUGGCUGGUGGACUGUCAACAGGUUGGAUAGAGUGGGAUGGUGAGAGGAUUGAGUUUGAUAAUGCCCCAUCUUAUUCAGAAAAGAACUGGGGUGGAGCAUUCCCGAGAAAAUGGUUUUGGGCUCAAUGUAAUGUUUUUGAAGGUGCUAGUGGAGAGAUUGCACUUACAGCAGCUGGUGGAUUGAGACAGAUUCCUGGAUUAACUGAGACAUUUGAAAAUGCUGCAUUGAUUGGAAUUCAUUAUAGUGGAAAGUUUUAUGAAUUUGUGCCAUGGAAUGGUGUUGUAACCUGGGAAGUUGCUACUUGGGGCUAUUGGUUUAUGUCUGCAGAGAACGGCAAUUAUGUGGUUGAAUUAGAAGGCACAGCAGAUGAUCCAGGCACUACAUUGCGUGCUCCAACAUCAGAAGCUGGCCUUUCCCAAGCUUGUAAAGAUACAUGCUUUGGAAUUCUAAAAUUAAAAUUGUGGGAACGAAGAUAUGAUGGAAGCAAGGGAAAGAUGAUAUUGGACGUGACAAGUGACAUGGCAGCUCUAGAAGUUGGAGGAGGUCCAUGGUUUAGCACUUGGAAAGGCAAGACAUCAACACCACCUAUCCUUAGUCGUGCUAUUGGAUUACCAGUAGAUGUAGAUGGCAUAUAUAAUCUGUUUCCUCUGUUUAAACCACCUGGCUUGUAGUAACUUAUUUUGUUUUGUAAAACUUUUCUCUUGAUGAACGCAAGUGGUACCAUAUUUUUUAAUGAAAAUGUGCGAUAGGAAGGAGUAUAAUAAAAGAGAUAUUUUUUUUUGGUCAACUAUAAUAAAAAGAAAGUGUAAUUGUUCCAA